Cuscuta europaea is the source of this 2389-nucleotide messenger RNA. The record is from the annotation of a GenBank genome assembly. NCBI's taxonomy places the organism in Eukaryota, Viridiplantae, Streptophyta, Magnoliopsida, Solanales, Convolvulaceae.
CUUUAAACGUUACUCCGUAGAAGUUAGAACUCGUGAACUGCUCACAGGAAUCGAUGAAAGAGUGGUCGUAUACGAAUUCGUUUUUUCUGCUACGCUCCAACUCCGUAUACGAGUGAAUAACUGUCCACCCUCAGUUCAUCGUCUCUUAGAAGUUGGCUGGCCAGCGGUGGGUUAAAACGAAGCUAUCGCGCCAUAAGUUGAGCGAGCCGUCAAGGUGGCCUUUUGGGUAUGUUGGCGCGUGUGACGCAGAAUUUUGCGGGAAUAUGUCAGAUACUUCUUUGUCACCCCAAUUUAUCGGCUCCUUCUUUAAAUUCCUUCACCCCCUUCCCAUUCCAUUCUAUUCGUUACUCCUCUUGUUCUAGGAGCAGCAGAUACAGAUCUAUCUCUUUCUCUCUCAUGGCUUCCUCCUGUCGCAGCUCUCCUAUCCACAUCUGCCAUUCCCGCAUACCCGCUACUCAUCAACCAUCAUUGGUUGUUUUUUCAGGUGGAACAGCUUUUAAUUGUGUAGCUGAAGAGCUUAAGAAGUUAACUACUCGUGUCACUCACGUUCUCCCGGUAUCUGAUGAUGGUGGAAGUACAUCUGAAAUUGUUCGAGUUCUUGGUGGUCCUGCAGUUGGGGACAUACGGUCAAGAUGCUUGAGAUUGUCUGAUCAAAGCACUUCUGAGGCUCUUGCUGUAAGAACAUUGCUUGGUCAUCGACUACCUCUUGAUGCACAAAAGUCAAAGUUAGAGUGGUAUGCUAUUGUGGAAGGGAACCAUGGUCUUUGGAAAGGCGUGUCAAAACCUUACGGCGAAACGAUACGAGCUUUCUUGGCUUACUUUCAAAAUCAGAUUCUUAGACGUUCAGAAGAUGCAUUUUGUUUUAGUAAUGGAAGCAUUGGGAAUUUUUUCUUUGCAGGAGCAAGGACAUUUUUUCAGUCUCUAGAUGCCGCAAUCUUUCUGUUUUCACGCGUUUCUGAUAUUCCAAUAGAGAGUCUGGUUCUUCCAGUGAUAUCCACGAAUGAGAGGCUUACUUUAGGCUGUGAAUUAUGGGAUGGUACCAUUAUACGUGGACAAAAUAAGAUAUCUCACCCAACAAAUGGAUGGAUGGAACCCAUCGAUAAGGGAAUAACAUCAUGCCCUGCGCUUCCUACAAAAAUAAAGAGAGUAUUCUACAUGUCAAGUGAGGGCAGCAACUUAUCGCACGAGGUUAGGUCUUCCCUGAUGUAAACCCAACAGUCUUGGAACAAUUGAAAAAUGCAGACUGUAUCAUUUUUGCCAUGGGGUCACUCUUUACUUCCAUCUGUCCCUCUCUGGUUUUGCUUGGAGUUGGGGAAAUCAUCUCUUCUCGGUCAUGCCCUAAGGUACUUAUGUUGAAUGGCACACAUGACCGAGAAACUAGUGACUUUAAUGCUUCGUGCUUUGUGACAGCCAUCACAGAUGCCCUAAAUCGUACUCAUGGAAACCAUAACUGCCUUAAAAAUCCUCCAAAUAGAUAUAUCAAUACUCUUAUGGUGCCAAGAGAUGGUCAAAUUCCAGUGGAUGUUGGUCACCUCACUUCCCAAGGGAUUUAUAACGUGGUCACUGUUGAGUCAUUCCGUGAUCCAAAAGUGGGUACAAUUUUUGAUCCAAAAUCACUUAUCCAAGUGCUUGUGACAUUGUUAAUACAACAUAAGGAAGAGUGAUUGCUCAUCUUGAGAUUGAGAACCAAGCAUUGGCCUGCAUGUUUUUAGGGAAAUGAAAGAACCCCCCACAAUGAUGUAAUCUGACAUGUACAAUGUAGUUCUGAAAUGACAAAUGAUAUUUUAUACUACGCAUAAUUAUCAGUGUGUGUUUCAUUUGCUUUUUUCCUAAUUUGUCAUGGGUAUAUUAUUAACAUUGUGAGACAAUAAUGUUGGGUAAAAUAUAUGGUAUAGCCUGUUGUAUCGUGGGCACGGUACAAUCGGAUUUUUUGUUCUCUGCGCAACACAUCUUGUCGUCUUUGGGAGACUUAGAUCGCAUUGUCUGGAUCUCUUCUUCGUCCCUCGGAAGCUUCGCUCGCACUGUUUAGAUAUCUUCUCCAGUUCUCCCCCAGUUCGGGUGGUUCGUCACUUCCUCACCAUAGGGAUCACAUCGCUAGCCUCUUGGAUCUGCGAUGAUGGAGCUCUCAACCGAGGUUUAUGGUGGAUUUUGCGAUUGACUGGGAAGAAAGGGCAUCUCAACCGUAGAUUUAGCUCGUGUUUCUCUUUUUCUUCCUUUUCUUACAGAGUAUACUGUAUACACAUGAAUUUACUCACGAGUAUACACAAAUAAAAAGUUGAGCAUAGUAUACAUUUUGUAAUUCAUGUGUGCUCAUUUGAUAUUGGUGUAAACUCAUUUAAAAUGUCAUAUUCAUGCAUAUUUCAAAAGUAUAUUAUUACAUCAAAUUUAU